AUGGGCAAGGUUGCUAUUUUGCCCUCACAACCUCAAAAAACCUACUUGAGUCGUUGGACGACAUUGAAACAUCUAAUGCAAUAUAAAGACACAUCCGAGAAGAGUUGUACAUUUGACUGGUUCCUUUUGAGCAUAAACAACUGAAGAAAAUCGAACCCAACACGUAUACUUGUUCAGUUUUGCUACUAUUAUGCCUCUUAAUCAAUUGUAUGCCUCCACCUGUUGCAGACAAUCUUCCAUCUACCUCAGCACCAGUUUUUGAUAAAGAACACCAUAUGGCGGUAUUCUAUUGGAUAGAGUUGCUGAGUCAUUUGUUGGUCUAACAGUAUAGAAUGUCCAUAGGACCCGCCGGCCACGUGGGCCUUGGGCUGCCAAAUGGGAAUCCUACAUGUCAGAAAGAGUCAUUAACAAAUCUCUUCUAAUCCCUUCUCAACCACUGUGAUCAUUUCAGUGGUGCUUGUGGUUAGAAUCUCCUAAUAAUACGCCCAAACUCUUAUAAGUCUUCGGAAUUUGAUUAUUUCAUAUUGUUGGUUAGAAGGAACGAUAAUAGUUCGUCUUGAUGGGUGACACUUCUGCUUCGUACAUACAUAUGGUGCAACAUCUUAUAGAGAAGUGUUUGAUCUUCCGCAUGAGCAAAGACGAAUGCAUGGAAGCACUUUCUAAACAUGCAAAGAUCAAACCUGUAAUCACCUCUACUGUGUGGAACGAGUUAGAGAAAGAGAACAAGGAGUUCUUUGAGUCUUACUCUCAUUCUCAGUCUCAGUCCUCAAGUGUAGCAGAUCGGAUGUCUGAAGCGGAAACAAGCCAACUGAUCCAGAAGAUGAUAAAUGACCAUCAAGCAGACGGCUCAGACAGCGAUGACAAGUAACACACGGCAUACAUAAAUAUAAAUUGCUAGCUGCGUAUAAGUAACUUUAGUCACUAAGCCUACCAAAGUAUAAAUGAAUUGACCAAAUUACCCUUGGAGCUUGAAAACCCUAGAGCAUAACCUAUUUAUAAACUUUGGAUCCCCCGAGGUGGGCGUGCACCUGGAAUCUUAGUGAAUCAAUUAUAGCUCGUAUAAAAGUUAACAGUCGCAAUCUAAUGCUGUUUUUGUGUCGUGUUGAAGUAUGGGAUAUUUUGUUUUGUUGUGUGUUUUUUUGUUGUUAUGUAAUGUAGAAACAAAUGAAGCUUAAAUUGUUGGGUCCA
Erigeron canadensis is the source of this 1188-nucleotide messenger RNA. RefSeq lists its product as uncharacterized. The transcript is spliced from 4 exons. The record is from RefSeq and is a predicted model, not a curated record. NCBI's taxonomy places the organism in Eukaryota, Viridiplantae, Streptophyta, Magnoliopsida, Asterales, Asteraceae. The coding region runs from base 560 to 868 and encodes 102 amino acids.